UUCGGUGCGCUUGAGUACGUGGUUCUAAAACAAACAAAACAUGAAGUUUUUCGUGAUAUUUUUAAGUGCAGUGGUGGUUGUGAGCUCGAACCCUGUAGCUCAGGAGGACUCAGUGCUCCGUGUAGUGGCGGGAAACUUUGUGAAUUGCAUGAACAGUGAUUUGAGUUUGUGCCUCAAGGAACACGCACUCAAAGCGACUGAGCGUCUUGGAACCGUUCGCAAGUUGGAUAUCAUUGAUGGUAUAACUAUAUACAACAACAACCCUAAGGAGGGCAGGAGCUUCGAAGCUCUAUCAACUGACCCCGAGAUCAGGAACAAACAGCUCACUGAAAGGCUGUGGGAAAGUACCACUGAUCUUCUGCAGAAGAGUGAUCUAGAAUUCAGCUACAAUGGUGGUGACGAAGAGGACGACAAGAGCCGCGCUCUUGGAGACGUUGACGAAGGCCGUGGCAAGAAGAAGAAGCAGCUCAAGAAGAAACUCAAGCUCCUCAUCCCCCUCGCCAUCUUGGGUAAAAUUAAAGCGAUCGCUCUCGUGGUUAUUGCCCUCUUGAUCAUCGCUGCCUCGGUCGCCAAGCUUGCGAUCCUUGCCAAGAUCGCCUUCAUUGCCAAGAUCAUUGCCAUCAUCAAGGCUCUCAUCGCGGCCAAGAAGCAUCAUUCCCAGGAGGAAUACAUAAUCGCAACUCAUGAGGAACAUCAUCCUCAUGAACACCAUCACCACUCCGCUCCAAGCGGUUGGGAAGGUGGCUGGUCCAGGUCAAGAGAGGAAGCCAACAACCUGGCCUAUUCCGCCUACAAGCAAUAACUUUACCAAAUAAGUAA
Messenger RNA from Maniola jurtina (meadow brown), 819 nucleotides. RefSeq lists its product as uncharacterized. NCBI's taxonomy places the organism in Eukaryota, Metazoa, Arthropoda, Insecta, Lepidoptera, Nymphalidae. The transcript is spliced from 3 exons. The record is from RefSeq and is a predicted model, not a curated record. The coding region runs from base 41 to 802 and encodes 253 amino acids.